Messenger RNA from Coregonus sp. 'balchen', 387 nucleotides. NCBI's taxonomy places the organism in Eukaryota, Metazoa, Chordata, Actinopteri, Salmoniformes, Salmonidae. The record is from the annotation of a GenBank genome assembly.
AUGUUUGGGGUCCAGUUUGCAGUCAGCAGUGGAAUAUGCACCAGAGGUGCCUUCAUGCAGCUCAUCAAAGUGAAAGAAGAUUUAAAGGAGCAGAUUGGCUGUGACUUCAUCUUGGUAAUUGACACAGAGAGGCUUAAAGCCCCAGUACUCGCUCAACUGGCAGAGAGUUAUGAACAUGACAAUGAAUUGGCCACACUGGUUGUGGGACUAAGUGACAUCACAAUCAUCAACAUCGCCAUGGAGAAUGCCACAGAGAUGAAGGACACCCUGCAUAUUGAGGUUCGUGCUUUUCUCAGGAUGAAGGAAGUGGGGAAGAAGCCAAUGUGUCACUUUGCACUUCAGAAUGGGCCAGAUGUGGCUGCCCAUGACAAAAAUUCAAGAGACUAA